Molecule: messenger RNA, 2338 nt
Organism: Planococcus citri (citrus mealybug)
Lineage: Eukaryota; Metazoa; Arthropoda; Insecta; Hemiptera; Pseudococcidae
Exons: 4
Coding region: 445-1470 (341 amino acids)
Source: RefSeq, a predicted model, not a curated record
ACCAAAAAUUGAUGAGUUUUAAUUAUUAUUUUGGCAAAAAUUGUAUUCAAAAUAUCAUUAUUAAAGUUCAAAAGAAUUCCAGUUUAUCGUUGGAUCUUAAUCUAUUAAUUUUCUCUCAAGAGCCCAAAGUAUUGGAAUUUUUUUUCCAAUUUUGUGGGUACCUCAACCACCAAUUAUAGAUUAUUUAGCAUAUCAAUAGGAUUAUCCUUGAACUGGAACCUCCUUGUUUACUAUUCGUCCUUUCCUUCCUCCUUCGUAAAUUUCGUUUGCGUAAUCUGAUGUAAUGUAAUGUAAUGUAAUGUAAAAUAAGUUGUGCUCUUCGCGAUAUUUUGAUUGAAGAUUUCACACGUGUUUGCUUUUAUCCGAUUCAACCGGAGUAAUCGCGAUCAAAAUACACUAUCUGCGCUUUAUAUACAGCAAUCUACUUCGCCGUAAGUAAUCAAGAUGUCCAAACAAAAAACCAACAACGAGACUUUGCCAUCAGCAAGUCCAACAUCGGAAACUCAUUCGUCGUCUGUCUCGAAAAAACCCAAGAAAUCGAGUGACAAGUUAUCGUCAUCGGAAUCGAAUCUUGCUCAAAACACUACUAAAAAUCAGAAGAAACGAAAACUAUCAUCGUCGCCGAAUUCCAAGAACAAGAGACGAGUUGUGGAUGUGGAAGUGUCCCCCUCAUCAGGGUUAAGAAACGUUGUAGACUCGUCGGUAAAAUCGAAAAAGAAGAAAGAACGAAAUGACGAAGAUGGAUCAGGAUCAGGAUCAGGCUUAUGCUCGGUAGGAAGUGCUGCGGUUUCUAAACAAAAACCAAGAUCGUCGUCGGAUAGCUCCAAGUCGAAAUCACAGUCGGCUCCAAAAGUAGGACGUGGACGUGGACGUGGCACUGCAGCAAAACAGCAAACGAGUUCUGUGUCCUCGUCAAGUUCUUCGUCUUCGUCAAGUUCUUCGACUGUGUCAAGUUCUUCAUCGAGCUCUUCACUUCCAUCGACUUCUUCGCGCCGGUCAAGUUCGAAGAGGAAAUUGAAGCGGGUGUCGAGUUCUAAAACUAAAGAGUUAUACUUGAAACAUCAAAAAUCUACCGAGUUCAAACGUGUCUUCAAAUCUGAUCGCGAUCCUGACGAAUCGUAUAAAUAUUUGCUCGCAACCAGAUCUCCAAGCAUCACAUUUAUGUACCAUGAUCGACAGAGGCACUUCAAAUUUACUCGAGACGCUUCUCCUGAAACUCGUGCGACGGAACUGUGGCAGUCGAUUAAACCUCCACGCGGACCCAACGGUCGCAGAAAAUAUCAUUUUUUUGAGAAGUGUGCCGGUUUGAAUCAUUUAUCUGGAGAAUCUUCCGACGACGAACCGUUCGAGGAGUCCUCCGAUUAUUUAUCCGAUACCGAGGAGUCCAGCGAUGAUGAAAGAUCUAAAUUCUACGAAGUACAGGAUCUUUUGAAAUAUCAUAUGCUUCCUGGUUAUAACUAUAAGUACUAGAGAACGUAGUUUAGCUACAAGAGAUUACAUGCUUCAGUAUUGAAAGCAUCUCGAAUAUUGUUAAUUAACGUUUUCUCGUUUUGUGUUGAAUGUUUUGAUUCAUACUUGUGUUUUUAUUUUUAAUUUCGUCGAUUUAAUUACGAAUUAUUUUAAUUAAGCUUCUACAUUACAUAUAGCUAUUUUUACUUUUUUAUUUCAUGCUUAAGUAUCAAUCAGCGUGUUUCAAAAGCUGUCUUCGAAACAUUUUAUCAAGAUUACGAUUCUCUAUCAACUUUAUACCUAAUAUUUGAUAGUUUUUGACCGAUCAACGUUUUAAUAUUUUAAUUUUCAGUAGGUAACCUUCGAAAUGAUAUUCUCAGAUAUACUUUUAAUUCAAUAAUAUAACCUUAACCAGCAUCGAAGAACAAAUUUCAUUCUGUUAAAUUUUCAAGGUUUUUGUUUUGUAAUUCCCAUAUCUUUAUUAUUUUACAUUUUUCGAUUUAAUUAAAUACUGUUUUGAUAUUUUAAUUAUUAGUUCCUUUAAACUGAAAUUCUGGGAUUCAUUACUUUCGAAUUCGAUAAUCGAUCAUUUUCCAAGGUUUUAAUUGUUUGAAAAUUUUAGUUAGGUGUUCAACAACUGUUCACCUACUCGAUGGUUUUUCAAUUCUGUAUUAUUAGGUUCACCGCGUUUAGGAUGAGAAUUCAGUUUACUGGAAUUUAUUUACGUAUAAUUUUCUUUUAAGUUUUAAUUUUUUCCAGCAAAUUCUUUUUAGAUACAGAUUCUUGCUUCGUAAUUUUGUUUUUUCAACUUGAAAUUUUUUCAGGUGUAAUGACAACAUUGUCAAUCUGUUACUAUUAUUCAAUAAAAAUGGCGAAAUUUUUGACCGAA